CAUACCUCAACCUUUCCCUCGCUUGCUGUUCAUCUACGACUGUACAUGUGCAUGUCACCUCAAACAGGCUCAUUUAAAAUCUCAUGUCCGAAGAUGGGGCGUUUGUUUCAUGACCACUGUGGUGGUUACCAACUCAUCGCGCAUGCGCAAGGCUGUUGUCUACUAGUGUCACUAAUAGCUCCCUUCCUAGGGUCAUGGCAUUCCAAUCGGUUUCUAGAACAGCAGUUAUCCAGGGCAAGACUCGUGAGGUUGUUAGGAUCGCCAUCCGGUAAGUAAGGGAGUGACAAUAUGCCUUACAUUCCACGCGAUACGUCAACAGCAUUACGGGCGCCAUGGAGAGGGUUGGUUGUCUUUUCAAUUCUAUCGCGAGCUCCACGUCACAUAUUCUUGCUCCAACCUGCCGAUGUCUCUAUACUCUUUCAGUAUGCUCCGCGCCAUUGUAACUCUACUACAAUUACGGUAUGCGCUCGCAAAAGUCCCACACGGUCUACCACACGAGGUCGUCAAUGUCACGCAAAAUGUCGCAGUGCUUCUCCCAGCACUGGUACCGGUGACGGUCAAUUACACCAUCACAGAACCUAUCCACGAUACUACCACAUAUACCGUGACGGAGCCAUAUCCAUCAUCGACUACAACUCGCACAAUACUUACCAUCAUAUUCCCUUCUCCCGAUGCCUCUCCCGUUGAGGUCACCACGCAAAGUCAAGUCGUUCAGUCUUAUAUUCCUGAGAUGACCUGGUGUGUCGGGCCUCCUAUAGCACUGCUUCCCAUAACGCAGCCGCCUUACGCCAAUGGAACGACAGCUUAUUCUACGAUUAUCGACGGAACUGGAAGCUGUUCCACCGCUUAUGCGCCUAUCCAAACGACCGUUUGUGCCACUACGCUUACUGGGUUGGCAUCAAAAGUCACUAUUACGGACUGUAGUCAAGAGGUCACGUUUUCGACAGAGUGUGGCUUCACACUGGAGACCCCGACGCCUGUCACAACAAAUUAUUCGCUCAUCACACCUGCACCGACCGUCAAGCGCAUGUACACAUACUGGCUCGCUCCUUGGCAAUCGUUGACGGCAGGCGAGACGCCCUCAGAUGUCGACGUCAAAAUCUGUACUGUCCUGGACAACGGUGAUCUCGAAUGCGAGCGCUAUCAGGAGGUGUGGGAGGUUGUAAUAGUCACAAACACUAUCACUACUACACGGACGGUCCAGUUAUCGACAACUGUAACCGGGCCUGGGACCAUUCAUGUUGAAACAUUGCAGGCUACGAUUACAGACACGGUUGAGAGUAUUGACCUUUCGACAAUCCUUCUGUUGGAGACUGAAUUUGAAACCGAGAGCACCAAGUCCGACAGGAAGCCAUUAACAACCGUUCUGAGCACUCAGGAGGUAUUCACGACAGUGUAUAUUACCAAGCACGUGCACCGUAUAUCUACUAGGUGCGUGAAACCCGGCUUCUGUUGAGAUCAAACUGAUGUUAGCAGUACUCCUGAGCCUACGACAACAAUAUGGGUAACUUCAACAACUACACAGCAUGUCAGCACUGCCACUAUAACAAGACCUCGUUCGCGACCAAGCUUAGUUAAAUUGGUGGCAGAUGACUUCCGCUUGUGAUUAUAGCAUAUUGGUCUUUCAAUUUUCACGGCUC
Messenger RNA from Cucurbitaria berberidis CBS 394.84, 1640 nucleotides. RefSeq lists its product as uncharacterized. The transcript has a single exon. The coding region runs from base 425 to 1456 and encodes 343 amino acids. NCBI's taxonomy places the organism in Eukaryota, Fungi, Ascomycota, Dothideomycetes, Pleosporales, Cucurbitariaceae. The record is from RefSeq and is a predicted model, not a curated record.